This is a messenger RNA of Sinocyclocheilus grahami, 9654 nucleotides long. RefSeq names its product zonadhesin-like. Gene Ontology annotation, cellular component: membrane. Gene Ontology annotation, molecular function: protein binding. The record is from RefSeq and is a predicted model, not a curated record. Lineage: Eukaryota; Metazoa; Chordata; Actinopteri; Cypriniformes; Cyprinidae.
AUGGGACAUCUGGAGUUAAUACUAGUAUUAACAUGGAUAACAGGUUGCUUUACCAUAGACAACAAUGCAAAUAGAUUUGACGUGACAGAGAGAGAUGCAGCGUUGGCCUCUUGUGAUUUCAACCAAAAUGAAGAACCGUUCUGCAACUUCCAACAAGACCCUGCAGAUAAUGGUGACUGGACGCAUCACAGUGGACCCACCCCAACCCCAGGCACUGGACCUGAUGGAGACUAUCCGGAUGGAACUGGCUAUUACAUAUAUCAUGAGGCUGACAACUCCGUAAAUGGACAGAAAAUACGUCUUCUCAGCCCAGUUAUUGCUAGCGGACCUUCUGAGAUCUGUGUACAAUUCUACUACUACAUGUACGGCUCUGACAGCAGUAACACCCUGACUGUGUUUGCCAAACGUCCCGGCUCUGAGGAACAAAUGUGGCAAAAAACUGGGAUACAGAGCCCUUCAUGGCUUGGAGCCUCUGUCACUGUGCCCAUACCAGCUGGACAGACUGCUCAGAUUAUGUUUCAAGCAAUGCGUGGGCUCUCCUCAUCAUGUGACACUGCCCUGGAUAACAUUGUCAUCACUGAGGGAGCCUGUGCUGGCUGUAUAGCUGGGUGUGAUUUUGAUGAUGAUGAAUGCGGCUGGACGAAUGUGGUACCUAAUGAUGACAUUUUUGGUUGGGAGUUAUGGACUGGACAGACAGAUACACCAGGCACUGGCCCUGAUGAUGACUUCUCCAAACCAGGAUUGGGUUCAUACCAGUUAAUGGACUCCAGCUUUAGCAUUGAAGGAGAAUCCGCUCAGCUCUGGAGCCCCUCUACCUCAGCCUCUGGUUGCCUACAGCUGGACUUCCAUUACUACAUGUAUGGCAGUGCCACCAACAUGGAGCUAAAUGUCCAUGCAGUCACCACCGGAGGAGCACUUGGAGCCCCUAUUUUCAGCCUCAAAGGAAAUCAAGGUCAGGGCUGGAAGCCUGCAAGCGUUCACUACAUUGGUUUAGAUGAUUCAGUGGAGUUUGUAAUUGUAGGUGUUUAUGGUGAAACAGACAAGACAGAUAUUGCAAUUGAUAGUGUCUGCAUUACUGCUUGUACAGCAACUCCAACACCUAAGCCAUCCCCACCCCAACCCACUACACCUAAACCAUCAACACCACAACCCACUUCACCUAAACCAACGACACCAGGUCCAUCAUCUCCUAAUCCAUCUACACCCCAACCCACUUCACCUAAACCAACGACACAAGGUCCAUCAUCACCUAAUCCAUCUACACCCCAACCCACUUCACCUAAACCAACGACACCAGGUCCAUCAUCCCCUAACCCAUCUACACCCCAACCCACUUCACCUAAACCAACGACACCAGGUCCAUCAUCUCCUAAUCCAUCUACACCCCAACCCACUUCACCUAAACCAACAACACCAGGUCCAUCAACUCCUAAACCAACAACACCUAAGCCAACUACUCCAGGACCAACACCACCAGUGAACUGCCCUCCAGACUCUGAGUACAUUGAUUGCGGCCCAGCAUGUAUUCCUACCUGCACAGAACCCUCCACCAACUGCUCUGGUUCUUGCAUCAGCGGCUGCUUCUGUAAACCAGGAUUUGUUUUCCGUGGCCGACGCUGUGUUCCUAUUGAGCAGUGUGGAUGUCUGGAUGAAGAAAACAAUUAUUUUGAGCCUGGUGAGAUCAUAUUUGGAGAUGGCUGUUCCAAGUUGUGUCGCUGUGCUGGCAACUACACUUUCGACUGUGUGGAUAACACCUGUGACCCUGUGACAGAAGAAUGUCGGGAGUUUGGUGGAGUGCACGGCUGCUACCCUAAAGGAACCUCCACCUGUAUUGCCUCUGGAGACCCCCAUUAUUUCGCUGCUUGCCAUCCAAAAGUCAACCCCAAUGGUUUCUUCCAAGACUGUCUGUUUGACGUUUGUGAGCUGGAUGGUGCUCAUUCUGCUUUGUGUGAAGCAAUAGAGUCAUACGUCAAUGAAUGUCAGGACCGUGGAGUUACAAUUGGACUCUGGAGAAACAGCACCUUCUGUCCUCUGAAAUGCCCACCCAACAGUCACUUUGAAUCAUGCGCACCAGUUUGCCAGCCUUCCUGCCGUCCAUUUCCACCAAGUCAGUGCAUCGGGCCUUGUUCUGAAGGAUGUGUUUGUGACCCUGGAUAUAUCCUCAGUGCUGGCCAGUGCGUGAAAGAAGAAACAUGUGGUUGCAGCUAUAAUGGAAAUUAUUAUAAGCCAGGUGAAGAGUUCUACACUAAGGACUGUGAAGUACUGUGUAAGUGCGACCCCCCAUUUGUUUCCUGUAAAGCUGCCGACUGCCCACCAAUGGAACAAUGUGGAGUACAGGGUGGUGUAAUUGGGUGUUAUCCACAAGAAUCUCAAGACUGUAUUAUCUCUGGUGAUCCUCAUUAUAACACCUUUGAUGGCAAAUACUACAGCUACAUGGGCACUUGCACCUACACUCUGGCCCGCACCUGCCAAAACAACACUGGCCCCUGGUUCUCCAUAGAGGGUAAGAAUGAAGAGAGAGGAGUUUCUGGUGUUUCUUACCUGAGGAAACUAUACGUGACUGUUGAUGGCAUCACUGUGACACUGAUGAAAAACAAGAGAACUCUGGUGAAUGGACUCAGGGUGUCUCUUCCUCACUCCCCCUCUCCGCUCAUUUCGCUGUCUCUUGCUGGCCAAUAUGUUAUCCUCACAACUCCAUUCGGCCUGGAGGUGCAGUGGGACGGCAACCAUUACGCCAAGAUCUCGGUUCCUAGUUCCUACUAUGACCAGAUGUGCGGCCUGUGCGGGGACUAUGAUGGAAACCCCAAUAAUGAUUUCACUAAGCCGGAUGGCUCCCAAACGGACAGCUCAAGUCAGUUUGGUGACAGCUGGCAAACUGAUGAGGAUGAGGAUGCAACGUGCAAGCCGGACCCCGGGCCUCAACCACCCUGCGAUCCUGAGCUGGAGGGUGUCGUGUCAAACCCAGAGAACUGUGGAAGAAUAACUGACACAAACGGAGCAUUUAGGGACUGCAUAAAUGUGGUGGACCCCUUGCCUUUCUUCCAGAGUUGUGUGUUUGAUAUGUGCCGUUAUCAGGGACUGCAGCAGGUCCUUUGUGACCAGCUUCAGGCUUACACUGAUGCUUGCCUGAGUGCAGGUGCACCUGUCCAUCAGUGGAGGGAGCCAGACUUCUGCCCUCUGGAAUGCCCUCCAAACAGCCAUUACUCCAUAUGUGUGAGCUCCUGUCCGGAGACAUGUCUGGGUAUCAAUGGACCACCGGGCUGCAGUGAGAAGUGUGUUGAAGGCUGUGAGUGUGACUCUGGCUUUAUCCUCAGUGACAACAAAUGUGUUCCUCUUAAAGACUGUGGCUGUUUGGACUCCUCAGGCUCCUACCAUCCAGUAAAUGAGAGCUGGUAUCUGGAGCGCUGUACACAGAAGUGUACAUGUGAGGGUGGAGGAAUUAUUCACUGUUACAACACCAGCUGUCUUCCUACUGAGAGCUGCCAACUUCAAGAUGGAGACUAUGUCUGCACACCAAGUGUGAAUCCAUCUACACCCCAACCCACUACACCUAGACAAACUACUCCAGAACCAACACCACCAGUGAACUGCCCUCCAGACUCUGAGUACAUUGAUUGCGGCCCAGCAUGUAUUCCUACCUGCACAGAACCCUCCACCAACUGCUCUGGUUCUUGCAUCAGCGGCUGCUUCUGUAAACCAGGAUUUGUUUUCCGUGGCCGACGCUGUGUUCCUAUUGAGCAGUGUGGAUGUCUGGAUGAAGAAAACAAUUACUUUGAGCCUGGUGAGAUCAUAUUUGGAGAUGGCUGUUCCAAGUUGUGUCGCUGUGCUGGCAACUACACUUUCGACUGUGUGGAUAACACCUGUGACCCUGUGACAGAAGAAUGUCGGGAGUUUGGUGGAGUGCACGGCUGCUACCCUAAAGGAACCUCCACCUGUAUUUAAUUGGACAGCAAUGGCCCAUUCGCUGCUUGCCAUCCAAAAGUCAACCCCAAUGGUUUCUUCCAAGACUGUCUGUUUGACGUUUGUGAGCUGGAUGGUGCUCAUUCUGCUUUGUGUGAAGCAAUAGAGUCAUACGUCAAUGAAUGUCAGGACCGUGGAGUUACAAUUGGACUCUGGAGAAACAGCACCUUCUGUCCUCUGAAAUGCCCACCCAACAGUCACUUUGAAUCAUGCGCACCAGUUUGCCAGCCUUCCUGCCGUCCAUUUCCACCAAGUCAGUGCAUCGGGCCUUGUUCUGAAGGAUGUGUUUGUGACCCUGGAUAUAUCCUCAGUGCUGGCCAGUGCGUGAAAGAAGAAACAUGUGGUUGCAGCUAUAAUGGAAAUUAUUAUAAGCCAGGUGAAGAGUUCUACACUAAGGACUGUGAAGUACUGUGUAAGUGCGACCCCCCAUUUGUUUCCUGUAAAGCUGCCGACUGCCCACCAAUGGAACAAUGUGGAGUACAGGGUGGUGUAAUUGGGUGUUAUCCACAAGAAUCUCAAGACUGUAUUAUCUCUGGUGAUCCUCAUUAUAACACUUUCGAUAGCAAAUACUACAGCUACAUGGGCACUUGCACCUACACUCUGGCCCGCACCUGCCAAAACAACACUGGGCCCUGGUUCUCCAUAGAGGGUAAGAAUGAAGAGAGAGGAGUUUCUGGUGUUUCUUACCUGAGGAAACUAUACGUGACUGUUGAUGGCAUCACUGUGACACUGAUGAAAAACAAGAGAACUCUAGUGAAUGGACUCAGGGUGUCUCUUCCUCACUCCCCCUCUCCGCUCAUUUCACUGUCUCUUGCUGGACAAUAUGUUAUCCUCACAACUCCGUUUGGCCUGGAGGUGCAGUGGGACGGCAACCAUUACGCCAAGAUCUCAGUUCCUAGUUCCUACUAUGACCAGAUGUGCGGCCUGUGCGGGGACUACGAUGGAAACCCCAAUAAUGAUUUCACUAAGCCGGAUGGCUCCCAAACGGACAGCUCAAGUCAGUUUGGUGACAGCUGGCAAACUGAUGAGGAUGAGGAUGCAACGUGCAAGCCGGACCCCGGGCCUCAACCACCCUGCGAUCCUGAGCUGGAGGGUGUCGUGUCAAACCCAGAGAACUGUGGAAGAAUAACUGACACAAACGGAGCAUUUAGGGACUGCAUAAAUGUGGUGGACCCCUUGCCUUUCUUCCAGAGUUGUGUGUUUGAUAUGUGCCGUUAUCAGGGACUGCAGCAGGUCCUUUGUGACCAGCUUCAGGCUUACACUGAUGCUUGCCUGAGUGCAGGUGCACCUGUCCAUCAGUGGAGGGAGCCAGACUUCUGCCCUCUGGAAUGCCCUCUAAACAGCCAUUACUCCAUAUGUGUGAGCUCCUGUCCGGAGACAUGUCUGGGUAUCAAUGGACCACCGGGCUGCAGUGAGAAGUGUGUUGAAGGCUGUGAGUGUGACUCUGGCUUUAUCCUCAGUGACAAAAAAUGUGUCCCUGUUAAAGACUGCGGCUGUGUGGACUCCUCAGGCUCCUACCAUCCAGUAAAUGAGAGCUGGUAUCUGGAGGGCUGUACACAGAAGUGUACAUGUGAGGGUGGAGGAAAUAUUCACUGUUACAACACCAGCUGUCUUCCUACUGAGAGCUGCCAACUUCAAGAUGGAGACUAUGGCUGCAAACCACUUGGUACAGGCAUUUGCUCAGUUUCUGGUGACCCUCAUUAUAACACCUUUGAUGAUAAAGUACAUCACUUCAUGGGUGCCUGUUCCUACACUCUCUCUAAGCCCUGUAAUGAGACCUCAGGCUUGCCAUACUUUUCUGUGGAGACACAGAACGAGCACAGAGACAAUAAUAAGAAAGUGUCUUAUGUAAGAUCUGUCAUCAUCAAUGUGCAUGACACAACCAUCAUUUUGGGCAAGGGGCGCAAAGUUCAGGUGAAUGGAGUUCAGGUCACUGUGCCUGUCACACUGUCAAAUGGUGUUAAGAUCUUCCUAAGUGGCAAAUUUGUGGUGCUCGAGACAGACUUCGGAUUGCGUGUCCGUUUUGAUGGAAACCAUCAUGCAGAUGUCACCUUGCCUUCGUCCUACAGUGGACUGUUAUGUGGACUCUGUGGAAAUUAUAAUGGUAAUCCUAAUGAUGACAACAUCAAGUCAGAUGGAACGCCAACAGACAGCACCAAUGAGCUCGGAGAAAGCUGGCAGGUUCCUGACGACAGACCAGAUUGUACUCAUGGUGGAGGAGACAUUGAAUGUGAUGACAAGAUCGAGAGUGAAGCACAGAAACCUACUAGCUGUGGCAUGAUCACCGACCCCAUUGGAAUCUUCAAGCCAUGUCAUGAAGUGGUGCCUCCCAAUCCUUACUUUGAGAACUGUGUGUUUGAUCAGUGUGGCACUGGUGGUGCCACAGUGGCACUGUGCCAAGCUAUUCAAAGCUAUGCUGACCUGUGCGCUCAAGCUGGGGUGCCAAUUAACUGGAGGAAUAACACCUUCUGCCCUAUUAAAUGUACGGUUGGUAGUCACUAUGAGCCGUGUGGUUCAGCCUGUCCAGCCAGUUGUCAGGACCCUGGAUCUGAAGGCACCUGCUUUGAGCCCUGUGUUGAGGGAUGUGUGUGUGACCCUGGUUUUGUCCUCAGUGGGGACAAGUGUGUGCCCUUCAGCGAGUGUGGUUGCACUGACAAAGACAACAACUAUAGGCCUGUUGGAGACAGCUGGUUCACGAAGGAUGAUUGCACAGAGCGCUGUGUUUGUUCACCUUUCAAUACAGUGACAUGCGAGGCAUGGCAAUGUGGUCCCGCUCAGGAAUGUAAGGUCAAUGAUGGUGAACUAGGCUGUGUGAACACAGGAGUGGGCAUUUGUCACAUUGCUGGUGAUCCUCACUACUACACUUUUGAUGGCAUCAUGCACACCUACAUGGGUACCUGCACUUACACGUUGGUGGCGAUAUGCGACACCUCUAUGGUGACACCCUUCACCAUUGUGGCCAAAAACGAAGAGCGCGGCCAACCAGAAGCUUCGUAUGUUCGCUCUGUGACCGUCUACCUGCCCACUGCCAACAUCACCAUCAGCAAGAAUGGAAGAGUACUGGUGAAUGAACGCAGGAUAAAGACCCCCUAUGACAUCAGUUCAGCCAAGGCGCGGGUGUUCACCAGUGGAGUAAACACCGUACUGGACACUGACUUCGGCCUGAUUGUGAAGUUUGAUGGAGUGCACCAUAUUGAAAUCACAGUACCUGGAGACUAUUUCAACAAGGUAUGUGGAAUGUGUGGUAACUACAACGGAGAUUCCUCUGAUGACAACUUGAUGCCUGAUGGCAAACCAGCCAACAAUGUCACUGAACUUGGUAACAGCUGGAAGGCAGAGGGAGACAGUGAUCCUGGGUGCAAACCUGAUGAACGACCUGAUGACAAACCCAACUGCGACAAGAAAGAGGAAGAAAUCUAUAAGUCACAGUGUGCGGCGUCUAUCUUAUCUGAUCUCUUCAAGCCCUGUCACUCUCUCAUUCCUCCAGAAUCUUUCCUGGGGAACUGCAUCUAUGACAUGUGCGAGUAUGAUGGCAUGCAGUCGACUCAGUGCGAUAACAUUGAAGCUUAUGCCCAGGCCUGUCAUAGCGCUGGAGUCACGAUCAGCUGGAGAAACAGCACCUUCUGUCCUCUCCCGUGCCCACCAAACAGUCAUUAUUCUGAGUGCACAGCACCAUGUCCUCCUACUUGUGCCGAUCUCUUCCCCGUAUUCUGCCCAUUACCACCUAAUAGUUGUGUCGAAGGCUGCCAGUGCAAUGGAGGUUUUGUGCUAAGUGAUGGCAAGUGUGUUCCCCUCUCAAGCUGUGGAUGUGUUGACAGCAAUGGAGAGUAUCAUGAUGUGGGAGAUUCAUGGAUAACUGACCACUGCGAACAGAGGUGCAGCUGCAGCCUUGGAGGAGUGCUGUCCUGCACGUCCUUUGAAUGCAAUGACAACUCGAUCUGCGAUCUUGACGGCAAUGGAGACCGUUACUGCAAACCUGAGAAAUUUGAUGACUGCAAUAUUGCUGGGGACCCUCACUAUCGUACCUUUGACACAUACAAUCACCACUACCAGGGAGCGUAUACCUAUGUAUUAACUCAGAGCACCACUCUGCCCAGCUCCCUCACCCCGUUCACAGUCCGCGGCAAAAACCAGCGGCAGGGAGGCAUCAGCCGGGUGUCACUCCUGCGCGAGGUCUAUGUGGACGUAUACGGCAUUACUGUUCGCAUGCAGCAGAAGAAGAAAGUGCUGGUCGAUGGAGAGAAAGUUGGUCUACCGUUCAGUCCUGUACGUGGAGUUAACAUAAAAACAAAGUCUCGCUAUGUGAUGCUCACAACUGACUUUGGCCUUUCUGUGCGCUUUGAUGGCAAUGCUCAAGCAGUGGUGACUCUACCAAGUGUAUACAGAUCCCGUGUGCUCGGUCUGUGUGGUAAUUAUGAUGGAAACAACCGUAACGAGUACACAAAACCAGACGGCACAGUUACCCGCAACCUCAAUGAGUUUGGAGACAGCUGGAGAGUGACUGACAGACAGGCGGGUCUUCGUACCACAUCUCUACCAAAGAUGGUGCACCUACACAAGCGUGAAGUGGAGGCCGACCCAGAUUCAGGGUUUGAUACGACAGGCUGCACAGAUGCUCUGCUGGAGGAGCUGAACGGGAAUAAAAUGUGUGGGGCUCUCAGCGACCCUGCUGGUCCUUUCACUCCCUGUCAUGCUGUGAUCGCUCCGGAUGUCUUCCAGGAGGAUUGUGUGUUUGAUUUAUGCGCUGAGCAGGGCAGUGAAGAGCUGCGCUGUGAAAAUUACGCCGUCUACGCUCGGGCUUGCCAAGAUCUGGGUGUCACACUAGGGCUGUGGAGACAAGAACUGAAUUGCGGUCUGCAGUGUGGGCCCAACAGCACUUACUCCCCCUGUAUGACUCCAUGCCCGGCAUCCUGCGCAGACCUGGCGGCUCCCUCUGAGUGUGAGCAAACACAGUGUGUGGAGGGAUGUCAGUGCACCUCCGGCUUUGUCGUGAGCGACCAAGACUGUGUGCCUUACAGCGAGUGUGGAUGCACUUACCUCGAUCGCUACUAUCAGCUGAAGGAGACAUUUGUGACAGAGGAUUGUUCACAGAGUUGUGAAUGUACUACCACUGGCGCUGUGUGUCAAACAAAGGGCUGUGGAGACAACGAGAUCUGCACUGUGUAUGACACCAAACGUGACUGUUAUAAAUCGAGUCCAUGUUUGAGCUCGCCCUGUCAGAAUGACGGUACCUGUGUGGAUAAACCAGAUGGUUCUGGUUAUACCUGCACUUGCACUGAAGGUUUUGAGGGCACAAACUGUGAGGUCUUUAAAAUCCCUUCCGAGGGAGGCCUGGAUCAAACAGCUAUUAUCUUGAUCGGAGUCCUCGUGCCGCUUGGCGUCAUCCUCAUAGUCACAGCAACUGUGUGCAUUUACAAGAAGUGCAGCCGCAAAAAAAUGAGUUACGAUUCAAAUAAGCAAUUUGAGCUGAACAAAAAGACAGAUCAUCCUUAUGAAACUCUAGAUGAGGGUAAGAAGCAGGGAACAGACAACAGUGUGCUGAAGGCUACUACAUUCUGAAGCAAAACCUCCAUUUUUUGACAAUGAUUUGCUGACGAGAUUUUGCUUAUAUUUAUUCAUUUUAAACGUCUUUGUGGAAUAUGUGAACUAACUGGCAAAACCUCUGUUAAUAUUUUACAUUUUUCAACUUUUCAG